GGUGAUGGAUACGAUGUUCAGUGAAUCGUGCAGUAGUGAAUCCUUUGCAGACUUAGCUGUGGGACUGGGGCUGGACUAUGUCAAACUGGGAGGUCUGAGUGGGACUGAGACGAUGGCUAAAUACAAUCGCCUAACAGCCAUAGAAGAAGAACUGGCCCGACAAGGACUGCUGGUCUGCAAGGAACCGGAACCGCCGCUCUUCAGCAAAGAGCCGAAGGAAGAGCCGGCUUCAGCAGAGGAAACCAAAUGACUCAGCCAACAGUCCGGCCUGCUUGUUUAAACAAGCCUUGAAAAUGUGCCACACUAAUCAGUUCCAGUUUUCCUGUUCUUCCUUGUUAGCACUAAUUAACCACACUAUUAAUCUGAAUGUUCUUUUA
Molecule: messenger RNA, 377 nt
Organism: Xiphophorus hellerii (green swordtail)
Lineage: Eukaryota; Metazoa; Chordata; Actinopteri; Cyprinodontiformes; Poeciliidae
Product: enolase 4-like
Exons: 3
Coding region: 5-250 (81 amino acids)
Source: RefSeq, a predicted model, not a curated record